AGCAAUGUUUUAUCCGCAAUAGUCUCAGAAGGCACCUCGGAUGCUUUCAGCUGCUGAAUGUAGGCACUUGUACCACUCAGCUCAGGGAGGGUGUUCAGGCGAAUCGUUGGAAAUGCGAAUAUCCACGGUAUCCCGCAUCGACCGGCCACGUCGAGAACGCAGCCGUCAAUCGUGUUGACCCUCUGUACACGUACCGCCAAGAGAGAGAACUGGUUGUCGCAGACCACUCGACAUCGAAUGCCAGUCUUGCGCACAGCCGGCGCUGACGUAGUCAUCGAUUGUCCUUUCGUUUCCAACUGUCACAAGCCCCUUUUGGAAGGUGCCUCAUGAGCUCACUGUGUUACCACCUGUAGCAUCGAGGUGGCGCUCGGUAGCAGCACAACGUAUGCGGUAUGGCCUUCGUGGUUGACCCACGACUGACAGCACACUACGGGUUGCCGCGCUCAUUCUCAGUGUCGCACUGAUUCGCUCGCGCAUGGUGAAUGGGUCGUCGCACAUGUGCGCGCGGAGCUGCAGCAGACGGUGUGAAAACAACAUGACACCGGAGCCUCAUAGUGACAUCGAACUGCGAGCUGUGUUCCAAUAUCGCAGAAUGUUAUGAAAUCUGACCAGUCCGGUGGAAUUGUGUGGUGGCUCGGUGCAGUUGCCGCGCGUGUUGCUGUUACGUGUGAGGAUCGGUGCCAAUGCAGUAUGUGGCGUCGGGUACCUUUUUUUCAGGGGCGAAUUGUUGGUGGUUGUGGUGGACGAUCAGAUGUUUUCCCUGACUGGACGCUUAGGGCAUAGUGUGAUCCGGCUUUCCAGGUUGUAGGCAGACUUUGAAGGGUGUGAGAAGGUCUGAUGGCGCCGUGUGUGUGGGGAAGCGUGUAACGGGGGAACGCCUAGCAAGGCGAAAAACGGACGCAGGAUGCUGCCGGACGAUAACAGUCGUGGAACCGAAAGAGGGCACGAGAAGUGGAGGGAGGCAGCAGCGUGGGAGAGUGGCAUCAGGAAGCUAUCCUCAGUAAAAAGGAGACAUAGCGAAAUGUGCGAUUGGCUGUGACGGACGCAUCGUGGUUGUACGAGCUGAGGAGCUGUGGCACGGAGGUGGAAGAAAGCGCUCAGUCUCUUCUGCGCGUUCAAUGCGACUUGCCACAAUGAGGGGAGUAGCGAUGUAGACAUGAGUGAGGCAUGGCCAUCGACAGAUCGGGUAGACCUUUAUCAGAUCUUCUGGCGUCCCACGGUUGCAGAUGCGCCUGGCCUUGUUCACAGGAUGGCCUGUACCACUCCUUCCUCUUUUUCGUGUGCAGGCUCUUCAGCUGCAGGCAGUAUGUCCUUGUCAUACCGUUCUCAGUGACAAUGCGUAAAAGAAUAGCUCGUUGUGUGCAGCGGUGUUCUAGCUCGGGUCUGACCGUGUGGUGCGUCGCGACAGAACAUUUCUGCUACAUGUGCUGUGGCGCAGUCACUCGUUCAUGCCCAGAAAACAGCCGUCAAUCGUGUUGACGCUCUGUACAUACACCGCCAAGAGAGAGAACUGGUUGUCGCAGACCACUCGACAUCGAAUGCCAGUCUUGCGCACAGCCGGCGCUGACGUAGUCAUCGAUUGUCCUUUCGUUUCCAACUGUCACAAGCCCCUUUUGGAAGGUGCCUCAUGAGCUCACUGUGUUACCACCUGUAGCAUCGAGGUGGCGCUCGGUAGCAGCACAACGU
Messenger RNA from Toxoplasma gondii ME49, 1686 nucleotides. RefSeq lists its product as hypothetical. Bases 1168 to 1479 code for a protein of 103 amino acids. The record is from RefSeq and is a predicted model, not a curated record. NCBI's taxonomy places the organism in Eukaryota, Apicomplexa, Conoidasida, Eucoccidiorida, Sarcocystidae. The transcript is spliced from 2 exons.